CUGUUCUCGUUUCUCACUCGAUGGCGGAAAUUAAUGAGAAAAGACGACGAAGUGCAGAAAACGAGAAAAUAUUGUAAAAAAAAUAAUUUUCAAUAGGAAAAGUUUCUAAAACUUGUGAAAUUGUUAUCAAAAUCGAGAGUAUCCGCUACCGGGAAUCAAUAUUCGAUGAAAUUAUGGCCGCGGAGCAACGUGUAUUAAAACAGGAUGGCUAUUUGGAUGUGGGAAAUGUCGAGGAAUCGCGUAAUAUCGCCUACCAUCCACACUUGAAUGUAAUUCUUGUCUUCGACUCCAGUAAUCAAGUGAAAAUUCUCGAUGUGCAUUCAGGAGUUAUUUUACAGACUUAUAAUUUAGGCGGAAACGCCAUCGAUGGAAACGUACGAGGGAAAUACAUGCCUCUGCAGGAGAAAAUUCUCCUUUGGGAUGGACAGAAUUUAGGUUUUCGUGGUGACUACAAUGGUGUUUUGCUAUUGGAUACAAUUCUACAACCACCUAUUUUGCAAAAUGAUGAUCUUAUCAAAUUGGAAUUGCUUCUAUCCGAAGCGAUUAUUUUUCAGACGUGUCUCAAAGACCUCGAACAAGAGGGCUUAGAAUGCCCAAGUGACGUCAGUAAUGAAUUAUUGGAAAAAAUAAAAAAUGCACAAGCAAACGCUAAGAAGGGUAUCAAAGCUCAGAGGUGGAACACAAUAUGUUUGGAAGUAUCGUAUUCCAGCUUAAAAUUGGUUGCAAAUAAUGUAGUAAUUAUGCUGAAGCGAUUAGAGCGUCACAUUCCCGCCUUGGCAAUAGCGUCGGCAAUAAAUGAACGGUUAACCGAUCUACUUACCGGAUCUCGAAUACCAGAUUUGAGUUGGCAUGGCAGUAACUUUCAGCGUGUGUUAAUGCAUUCUGAAGCUGUACGUCGACAAACAUUCGAAAAGUGGCCACACAUGGACUACAAGUGGGCUUUGCCAGAUCAAAUGGCACAGGCCGGUUUCUAUCACCAGCCAUCCUCAUCAGGCGAGGAUCGAGCAAUGUGUUUCACGUGCAGUGUUUGCUUAGUUUGCUGGGAGAAAACCGAUGAGCCGUGGAGUGAACAUGAACGCCAUUCUCCGAUGUGUCCGUUCGUCAAAGGCGAGUACACACAAAAUGUACCAUUAUCUGUGACAUACGCAACAAAUCCAGCUGUGUCUGCACCGGGUCUCGGUUUCGAUGUCAUCUCGAAUAGUGAUUACGCCAACGUAUUAUGCACAAGUUGCACACAAACUGGCGAAAUUACUAUCUGGAGUAUCGAGCGACAUCUGAAAAAGAUGCACUCAUUCAAUAUUGCAACAUUAAUGAAGGAUAUCUGUGAUGAAGGGUAUAAGUGGGCGCGUGUAACGGCGAUUUGUGUGCUCCCGAAUGCACGUGCGCAAUGUAAAAUUAACGCAAUGACUGCAAAUCAAACAGGUGGAGGUGGGAGUGCAAGUUGCGGUGGCGUUGCAGGUGGCAAUGUGACCGGCACUGGCAUGGUGCAAUGUUCCUCCACGUCGACUCUACGUGCCGGCGUAGCUGGUUCAAAAAUAGUAUUGGGUAUGAGCAUCCGACAAAACACUGGUGAAUACUUGCUUCGCAUGGUGGUGCUAAAUAUUGUUGAAAGUGAUCGUGUGCAAGAAAAUACCGGAAAUAGUAACAUUGGUACUGGAUCUGGUAGUGGCAAGGGAAGCGUCAAUAGCAACGGCAAUACUGGCACAAACCAGAAGUCACAAUUGAUCGGAGUAGCUGAUAAUGGAGGCGGUGGUGGCGAUGGCAACAAUAGUGAAAAGUUGAGUGACAAAUACGAUCAGCGUGACGAUGAUAACAAAUCGCUUUCUUCGGAUUUUGAAAAAUAUGCAGACGGCUUCGACAGCAACGGAUUUGUAUCGGAGUUGAUUGCUUUGAAGAAAGGCGAUUGUGUUGUGGGCGAUAAGUCGGAGACAUCUGCUUUUAACGAUUUAUUGGAAAAUGAACUCAUAAAAAUGGACCUAUCACAAAGCUAUUUAAUUUCACAAUUUCUGGGCAAGAAUCAUGACGGGGGAAGCGGUAAUGAAAUCGGCGUCGGUGUCGGUGUCGGCAGUGAUGUAUCGUUGAAUGCUAAUGAAAUUGAAAUGGACCCGAGUUAUUUCAAAGAAAAAUUAUUAGCUGCAACACUAGCCGCACAACAGAAUAACACUAACAAUAACAAUGGACACAAAAGUAAUAACAAUAACAAUAGCAAUGGCAGUACAAUUGUGCAAAAGCUAACCGUUAGCGAAGAUAUCGAUUGUGUAGUUGAGAGCUGCACAAGUGUGCGUAGAAUGAAUGCGCUGGUGUCGGACAGCGAGGCGUGCAGUAGUGCUGGCGGUGGCGCCGCCAAUGGGCGUCGCGAAGUUAUCGAGAUCGCGGAGAUUUUGCCAGUAAAUGGCAAAUGCAAUCAGCUCCUGGUGAAAUUAGUGAAAACAAAAGCGCCCAGUGAAACGUCAAGUAAGAUAAUAAUGGCAACGGUGGACAUGGAUUUAGAUGAUGAACGUAUGGAAGAUCAUGCCGAUUUCAACUCGGAAGCGGUGGCUGCGCAACUCUUACUUUUCGACUAUGCAGAUUCAACCAUUUCCAAUGAAUACACUUUGGCAGUCACUUUCAGUCGUACAAAGUGUCCACAGCAAUUGUGUAUUUUGCCAAGUUUUCACGCAUCCGAUGAUGAACAAAAUAGUUUUAACACAGAUUCGGGUGCACUCUGUGUAGUGUGUGCUGAUGGAAGCAUGGAGAUUUACUCUCUCACCGAUUUUCAGCCUAUCACAGUGGUUGAGGAAGAAGGCGAACAUUUCGUGUCAGUUGCUUAUUGUCGCAGCUUAGAUCGUCUGUGUGGCUGCACACGUAGUGGUUCGUUAAUAUUCUAUUCCUUAAAUGACGCAGAAAAUGAAUCGGGCGAUGAAAUGUUAGAAAUGGAAGAAGAUUGCAAAACUGCUUUAACAACAACAGCAUACCCACAAAGAGCAAGUGAAAAUAAUUUCCCUCUUAUGGAAUUGGAUGGUGGCAGUCUGGCAUUGUCUCGUGCAUCGGUAACUGUGCCAGAUGGUUUAAGCAGAAAUGUGGCCACAACUGUAUCAACAUCAACGAGUGCAGUGCCACCCGGAGUUGAGCACUUAACGGAUGAAAAUCAAUAUUUCGGCAUUGAAUCAUUGUUGACUGCUAGUAACAUCAAAAUAGAUUGCAGCGUCCAGGGUUCGAGCAAUAAUUCCGGCGGCCUAAAUGGCAGUUUACACAAUAAUAGUUUGUCACAAUCAUCGCCAUCACCAUCUUCGUCUUCUAUUAAUGCGGCCGCCUCUUCCAAUUUGUUGGCAUACAAAAGCAGCGAACUUUCGCUCGAUGAUUUACGUACACUUUACGAACUCACACAGUUCGACGAUGUGCUGGCCUUAUAUACGGCCGAAGUGCCGAGUUGCUGGAAUGAUUUAGUACAGGCGCAGAAGCAGCGUAAGCAGCCACAGCAUCUACGCCAUGGCGACGAUACGCAAUUCACGAAAACAUGGCGCUUACAUAACGAUGCCACCACUUGGGAUGAGCACAUCAUUGAACUUAACCUGGUGCAACCGGUUAAUUUGGGACAUAUCGACUUAAAGUUCUCACUCUAUCAGCCAUGUCAUAAUCCGGCUGCCAUACAAGUGACUUUGCUGAAGCAGAAUACCAGCGGGUUUGGCUAUCGCAUGAAAGGUCCACACCUAAAUUACAAGCAGUCCACCAUGGAUGACAACAUAGAUUUGACUUUUAAUAGUUAUGAUGGUAACAAUGAGAAUCCUGUGCUGAGUGAGGAAUAUCUGCAAACGCAUAAUGCUGAAAUACUUGCCGGUCCCAUUGAGUUGUCCUCCUGCAUUGAUCUUUGCGAUCAAGGCGGUACAGUUACACUGACAUCACCGAAACUGUUCAAGACGCGCACACGUAAUUUCCUAUUACACAUUAAAACCAUGUCCGAUCCGGCAAAGGAGGGUCAAAGUAAGACGCGCGUGCCUGUACGUAAAGGUGCUAUAAUGCGUUUACCUUUAUCAUCAUCAUUCGCCGGCAGUACAGCGCAUAACUUUAUGACAAAUAAUUCGUCAAGCUCAAACGCAUCAGCCAGCAACACCAACACCAGUUCGUUUACGUCAAGCUCAUCAAAGUCACGUUUUGAUUUUUACAUUGGCUGUGAUUGGUUGCAUGAGAUCUCAAUUAAUGUGCGCGGUGUAAAAAGUCAAAAUCGCAUUCCAAAUGAACGCUUGCAGAGAAUAGCAAUGCUCGAGAGUAAUGUACUACUGGAGAAUCUCUUCAAAAUUGCGAGCAGCGCAAAUACAGCAACGCUGGAGAAAAAUCUUGCAUUGGAUAUACUCACGUGGAUAUGCUUUAUACGCUUAAACCGUUUCCGUUCACCGAAAUCCGAACGCAUCAAGGCGCAAAUUAACAAGAGUACCGCUGCUACAAACACAGAUUUGAUGGCACAACAAUUCGAGUGCAUCUGCCUGUCGGAGAAGUAUCUGGAGAAUAUGCUGCGCAACUGCAUUAUACACAGCAAUCGCACCAUGGCGCACAAAUGCGUUAAACUGAUACUAAUAUUAACUGACGGCAUAUGCAGUCUGCCGGUUGAGGUGCAAUCACAUUCCACACUCGAUGUUGCCAUCAAGGAUGCUGUUGCGAACACAUUCAACGAGUUGCCGCGCGCCAAAUUCGCGAGCGUUGUGCGUUGGUAUGCCAUGCUCGCUUGUGCCACUUCGACACUGGAAUCACACAACGGCAUAUCGGAGUUGUGUGUUAAAUUGUUGACUGAAAUUGCCAAGGAAAUCGAUGUGCGUUGGGAUCCCUACUGUUCGUUGCUCAGUACAAGAUUUGGUCUAUAUGGUUUUCCCUUCGAGCCUGAAAUCUUCGAUUACGACUUGCCAAAUGUAAAUAAAAGUAACGUAGUACUGCCCUCUUCGCUAAUGAAUAUGAUUCGUUCGAAUGCAGGUCUAAUGCAAGCAGCUGGUUUAGAUAUCAAAAAGCUCUGCUCCAUUGAUGGUGUUGAUUUUCGCACAUUUCCGCAUUUGAUCAAAUGCAAGAGUGUUAGUAAUCAAUUGCGAGGCUUGCUGGAGGUGGAACAAUUGCACUACACAUGCGCAUCGACGUCGGAGGCAACGCGCAUCGAUAAUAUGGACACGGUUUCCGCCAGCAGUGCAUCAAAUAUCAAUAUGGAGGAAUUGAUCGUUGCACCCAUGGUGGAUAUGCCGAAAGAACAGGAAAGCUACAAUGUCAAUGAUCUUGUAUACAAUGUGGAUAAACAGAUGAAGAUAGUCAAUGCUAAGAAAACGGAAAAUGAUGUCGUAGUAGCCGAAGUGCUGAAACCGAACGGAAUAUGUAAUUUCAACCCAGGAAACGUCACAUUAAUCGAUGACAAAAUCAAGUUCAAAUGUAUGCCGCUUUUGCCGAAAUUCAAAGCCAUUUGCAAGUACAUUGAGUAUUGCGAUGAGAAUCUGCAGACCUCUUCAGCUGCCAAUAACAACAGCAACACUACAAAUAACGACACAUUGCUCGCAAAUCCAAGUCUUCUAGCCACUUCGGAUCCGAAAAUUAACGAAAGCAGCGCCAAGGCCAUUACCAUGGCUACACAAAUCAUCUACGAAGCCGCACAGCAAGAAGAACAAUUACAACAACAACUGCAACAACUUAACGAUACAGAAUAUUCAACAACGCAAACGUCAAUGUCUUUGGCGGCCGAACAGCAACAGUCGAAAAAGCAAACGCCGCCGGCACAGCAAAAGGAUAAAACGCCAACAACAACUAAUGUCGAUGCGCCGGCCGCUGGCAGCGAUAACUCGAAUGCGCAGGCCACAAAUGUCUUUGCUUGGCAUAAACUGUUGGCGCCACCGCCCAAACAAAUGGUCGUUAUUGAUCGCAUGCAUUCGGGAGCGCGUCGUUUUGUGGUCUUGGACUUCGGUUCGCCCAUUUUGCUCACUGAUUUGGUUAUACCGGCAUGCGAUGAGCUGGCAUCGCUGCACAUAGAUAUUUGGUGCUUUGAUGAGGAGGCCGAUAGCGUGCGCUUAGUGGUCGCCUCCGAUAUCAGCACGAAGACGUUGGUGCUGAGCGAUCUGCAGCCGCCACCGAUUUGUCGCUUCAUGAAAAUCACCAUAAUCGGACGCAUCGGUAUGUCGGCUACGAAAUGCAAAAUUCCAAUUGGUUCGUUUUAUGGCCAUGCCGUCGUCUUGGAACACGACGGCUACGCCGAUUCGCUGCUGCGUUUCAUGAAGCAUCCCGCACAGAAUAUACAAGCGCAGAUAAAGGCGCUGACGUCGUUGUAUGAGGAUGUGCAUUGCCGUUACAGUUUGGCUAGCUGUAAGCUAAUCGAACUGCUCACACCGAUACUCAACUGUGAGAUGUCCAAUGUGGCACACAUGCAAGCCUUCAUACACAAACAACGCGAGGAGGACGCCAAUACUGUGGACAACAGUAAAGUGGUCACCAUAUAUGAGGAAUGCAUUUUAUUGCAACAUCAAAUCAAUGUCAUACGCAACGUUAUUGGCCGUUUAGAAAAUUCGCUGCAUCCAAUGCACUUAAGCCCGGUCACGGCACAAGGUGGUGCCGCCGGCUCAUUGCUGAAUACGAAUUUAAGAAAUGUCUUGCAGUUGGCAUCGCGUGACAAACUGCGUGUUUUGGGCCAAAGCUUAGUGGAGAUUUUGCUGCAUUUCUCCAUAGAAUAUGGCAUAAAGAAUAUUUUGCCCGUUCACCAGCUGUUCACAAUGGAUGUGGCAAAUAUGCUGUUCAAUUCAUUGGUGGUGUACGGCGAUGCACACAUCCAACUGGCCACUUGCUCCUUGUUGGUGCGCAUGUGUUGCUUCCAGAGUUGGUGGGGUGAUUUCUUGGCGGACAUCUUCUGCAAUUUGUUUUCUUCACAGAAUAGUAAAAUAUUUCCACAAGACCGCAUUUUCUUCCUACUCACCUACUUGGGUAGACGUAGCAUUGCAAUGGGAACUUGCCGUUCAAUUGUCAUCGACGCAGUGCUGAAAACAUUGGCCAAGCUUUUGGCACCCAUUUCGCCAAGAUACCAAGAAAGCCAAGCGUCGGCAACGCGUAUUGAUGAUGCAGAUGAGAGUGGCGGUGCCAGCGCUGGUGGCUUGUGGUCCAAAUCGGAUCUGCAGUUGAUAACAUGGCUAUUGCUAUUUUUGUCGGUGUGCUUGGACGACAGCAAUGAACGCAAAGAUAAAUCAUCGAGUCGCUGGGAUUUCAUGAGCUGCGAAACGGAUUUCACCAAGACGCGUUCACAAACCACAAAUACAUCGGGCAAACAGUUGCGUUGCUUCAAGAAACGCAUUGUACAACAAAACAAAUACAGCGUGCAACCGUACACAGAUUGGGGCAAAAAGAUUUUCAUGAUACAAAAUGAGCAUCCAGGCAUUUUCAUGGAAAUGACCGGCAAACCGAAACCGAGCAAAUCCAAUAAGACAAACAUAACACCGAAGGCCGCAAAGGAGACCAAUCAAGAGCCAGAAAACAAUUUCGACAAAGGCUUAAAGACCAUACGUUUGAAUAACAUCUUGAUUGUGAUACGUGGUUUGAUCGCUUUAUUGCUGGAAAUGGAUUUCACCUGCAAUAUGGAUCAGUUUCUGCUCACAUGUAAAGUCAUAGCGCGCCUCGUAUCUGCUUGCCGUCCCGCCGUACAGCUGUCAAAGAUAAUUACAACAACGCAAUUGGAGCAACUCAUACGACAAGCGGUGUGGAAUGACCAACAACAACCGUGGGCCGUACAUGCGAUCACCUGUUUAUUGCAGGAUCUGCUUGAUGCUGAUAAACAAUUCAAAGACAAUGACAAUGUGAGCGCCAGCGCAGAGGGUGUGCGUCCAAUGGAGGGUGUACAGGAGACAAAAGAUUUAUUCUCGGAUUAUUCGCAUUAUAUGUCACAGGCUGUGAAUUCGCAGCUGCAAUCGGUUGGCAACGAUAUACAGUAUGAUGGCGUCAAAUAUUCCUACUUGCCUUCGUUAAUCGAAUGCGAAGACACCGAAUUGGAUGAUAUAUUGAACGACAUCGAUAUUAUCGAACGUUCGAAAACGGUGACCAAGAAGGAUAGCAAUGCCAUCAAUAAGAACACCUUUAACUAUUUCUGCAAAUCGAUAUCCAGCGCUAUGGAUGCACGCUUGGACGUCGGGCUCGACGUGAAUGUGGAGAUACAGCUGCGUCGCCUGACAAUGGUCUCCUCUUUGGAUAUGUACUCGUCAUUGCCGCAAAUAUUGGCCAAUGAGUUUAUUACGACACCACCGGAGGCGACCGUUUGGCCGGAGUACAUCACAGACAUUUGGUCGAGUCCGGAGUAUAGUUGCGGCGAAAAUACUUAUAAGAUGUUCAAAAACGUGUUCGAUUGCAUUUUUGCACACCUACACCUGCAGGAUACUUGGGUGCACCUGGAACAAGUGCUACAAAUGUGGCUGACCCUGAAUGGUGAAUUGUCGGACAAACCCUAUAAUUCCGGCAUCACACAGAGUGACAUACCGAAGAUACCGUUCGGCGCGCAUGCUGUGCAAGGCCUACUACUCGCCUUGGCGUGGCAUAAUGACAUAAAACUGCGCACAUGGUGCCUGGGUUUCCAGUGCUUGUUUUUGGCGUGCAAUUCACAGGCGCUCGGCGAUGGCGACACCGAUUCGACACGCAUCAAUGAAGUGAUCGUUAACGAUGAGAAUUUCGAGAAAAUGCUUUUACGUUUCUUCUCUGGUUAUGGCAUGAGUUCGUCCAUCAUUACAAAUCGUUGUGCCGGUCCGACAAUUUGCAAGAACCUGCAUGAGCUCCUGAUGUGGCUGCACAAGAAGAGCGAAACCACAGUCAAGGUUUCGAACAGACGCAAAUUGAAAGACACUUUAUUGCAUGUCAUAUUGCAGUUGGUGCAGCCUGGCGGUGCCAUUGCCAAUCAGCAGGGCCCAAUCGAUGCGCAAAGUCAGUUAGUGCGCGAUUUACUGCAAAUACCAACGGACAAACCCGAUUUGAAUGUGGCGCUGAAUAUAAUCGAAAGUGUUUCAUUCCUGGUGUAUAACAACAUAUCCAACGGCGAUAAGCUGCAAUGCCAGCGCUCAACUGAUUGCAAUAAUGCCACUAGCACGUUUAGCAAUCUCUUUGCCAAUGUGUUGGGUUCAGAGAGCACCAAACAGAAUACCACACUAUCUGAUAACUCUCUCAUAAUUAGUUUGCUGAAGCUGUCGUCAUCGCUGGCGGAGACGGAACUGCCGAGACAGCCGAGUGAGGUGCCUAUACCAGAAGAGGAAGAACUAUCCAAUGAAAGCCAAACUGAUGAAACUAAGGCAGAGCAGUUAAAUAUUGAAGGACAUCGUCCAAAGACGCCUUGCAUCGCCGAUACCGUAUUGCGUCAUUUCCCCACAAUGAAACGUUUAUUGGGUUCACUGUCGCAUUGCUCGAGCUCAUCGUUCACCAUAAUGGCUUCGUCCUCUAACUUUCUGCUCGAUGAGCCACAAAGCACCGCCGAUGCAGUCUUCAAUUUACUCAUCACUCUAUAUGACAAAGCAUCGAAUCCACGUCUGAUUGUCGCAUCAAUUUGUCAAUAUUUAGAAACCAGCACCAUACAGCGCAAUGCCUUGCCGCGCUUGCAGUUGUCAGAGCCCUUCCUGUGGUAUAUUUCGAAAGUGCUGGAGGUUUCUGUAGCCGUGCAAAUUUUCACGCAAUUGGGUGGUAUCAAAAUCAUUUGCCAAAAUUUGGUACGACUGAAUAAGACACUAAUAAACAUGCAGCCGGGAUUGAUUUCCUUGAUCAUGCAACACAUGACUAAGAACACCAAAUUGAAACUGCAUUCGCACGCUUGCGUGAAUGGCAACGGCAAGAAGUCAUCUUCCUCGUCUAGUUCGGCCCAGAGUCAGCGCCAUUUCCAAGAUGGCCUCAUAAAUUUCGCGCCGUUUUGCACCAUCUCCGCCGAGCAUGACACCGCACAUUCAGCAGACAUUUUAAUCAUGAAUCCGGUGGCAUCGCAUAGGCGGCCGCGUACGCCUGCUUGGAGUUACAUGUUCUAUCCAAACGAAUCGCACGUCGAUUUGACCAUUACACUGCCCACAGCUAUACUGUUGAAGGAGGUGCAAUUGCAACCGCACGCGCCCACUUUGGCUUCGUGCCCAUUCGCAGUCGCCUUGGAGAUUUCACGCGAUUAUGGUUUGGGUCCGAUUCCGGUGGGUCCGCCGCUCACGACCACCGGCAUGACUUGUAUACGCCUGAAGUUGGCCAAACCGGAGAUCGCAACAAGUGUUGUGCUACGCUUGUACAGACCAAAAGACAGUUCCAACAUCGGCCUCUCGCAGAUUGCCAUUUUGGGAAAUACAAUAUUUGCAUUCAACUCCAACUCGUUGGGCAGCGGCGCAAGUGGCAGUAGCGGUGUUGGUGUCGGUGUAGCCGGCAGUGGUGUCUUCAAUUUCGAUCAAAACAACGAUGAGGACACAUUCGCCAAGACCAGCGUCGGUUGGAUGCGCAUACUAGCGCGCUGCUUUAAGGCGCCCGCCAUAAUCUAUGAUGAAAAGCUGGCUGCCGAUGUGAUUGGCGCCUCGGCUGCCUACCCGGGUUUCCUAGAGGCCUGCUGCUCGUUAAUGAACAUCAUGCCGAUGAUACCAAACGCUGCACUGCAAAAUCUGCACACCGUUUUACUGAAGCUAGGUGCCUACAAUCGCAAUUUGUGUCUCUCCAUCAUACGCAUUUUGCUCUGGGGCACAGCGCCACAAACUUAUAAACUGUCAAAUGAGAGCAUCUGCAAUCUACUUUAUGAGUUGGCCACCACCAGAGACGAUUAUAUGGUCGACAAGAUACAAGUGUUGCUGGAGUGGAUCGUAAAGCUGCGCCAGAAUUUCAGUAAUCGCACAUUGCGUUGUAAUAAUCCACAAAGUGGUUUUGUUAAGUGCGUGGCCUCGAUACUGUGGACCGUGCAUGCGGAGAACCAUGUGCCGAAUUUACAAGAACUAAUCACCAACGAGCUAUUUGACGCCUGCAUGCACUGGAUCGACACGUUGGAGAAUGAAGAGCCGCUCAAAGUGGCCUUCGAUUCUCUGCUGUGCUCGCUGUGUUGCAUAAAGCCGGAGCUCUUUAACCAGCUUAUCACCAAACUGAAUGUGAAGGUGCAACAAACUAAUGAAAUGGACAGCAGCAGCAGCGGCUCAAGUACAAGUGCGGCGGCAGCGGGCACUCAUGCGAACGCGCGUGAUAGCGGCAUAAGAGGCGGUUUGACCGAUGAUAACAAGGGUCAAAGCGGCAGCGCAUGGUUCGCCAGCGUCGCUGCAGCCAAUUUAACAACAUUGCUACAACGGCCGGCCUAUUUGGGCACACUGGCAAUGGCCUGUCAAUCGCCAUCUGCCGUUUAUCAAUUGGUCGACUCGGGUCUGCCGAAGUUGUUGGCCUAUGCCUUGUAUGAGUAUUGCAACGCUUUGUUGCCGGAGGUGAAACGAUGUGCGCCGCAAGCACCAGCACCGACAGCCGUCACCACAAUUAGUAGCGCUGCAACAUCGAGUACGUCGGCAACACAACCCACGAGCACAUCAAGCGCCUGUCUAACAGAUGCUGAUAAAGCCGUAUGCGUGGACGAAAGCAAUGCCGCAAUGAGUGAGUUAGUUGUGCCGCUACUUAACUGUGCACAUGUGCCGAAAGUGUUGGACUUCUUCUCGGAAUGCUGCGCUGAGGGGCACAUGCGCGACUGGCUUGGCACACAGCAGGGCGCCAUCUUCUGGAAACCGCUGCUGGAGCUGCUCUGCAAUUAUCGUCCCAUGGAGUAUGCCGGUGAGGAACCGAUGCAACAGGCUUUCAUACGCAUGGAACGUGCCACCAUAAACUUCUUCUCGCGCGUUAGUGCUUGCCAUCCGAAAAAUCAAGAUACGCUGACCACUCUGCUGAUUGCCGUAAUACGUAGGCCGAUGCAGGGCACUUUCGGUGGCAAAACCCCCAUCUCGGGUUUCACGCGCCAAAUCGUUUUGCAAUUGCUGCUGGAGAAUGAACGCAUUCUGGUGUCGGUACGCAGUAAACAGCCGUUGCAGAAGCGCGAUUCAUCGGCAUUGUCUGUGGCGGCCACAGCGAACAGCGCUGCCAACAGUAGCGUCUCAAUGUCUUUGGUCAAUCAUCAUCCAUCUAAGCGUGUCAAUGCGCACCAUCUGCUCUUUGGUGUGAGCGCGAACACAAAGUGCCAGGAGAUACUGCAGAAUUGUGUGUCUGUCUACAGUAUUCUAUUUUCCUCAAUGCAAGCAGAGACGCGCACAGGCGAGAACAACGGCGCAAUGAGCGGCACCAUAAACUUGGGGGGCAGUAGCAACAGUGGCGAACUUGGCAGUAAACACGAUAACGAGAAGUCGAAAGAGGAUGUCUACGAUAGCAUUCCGUUCGAAUUUAACGCAUGCAUGGAGAAUGGCAUGGAGUUCUUGAGCGUGGCAGCUGGCGUUACAGCGAAGGACAAACGCAUUAAGGAUGUGAAAAAUCAGGCGGCCGCCAGCAAGGAAAACAAAGACCUAUUUCCAAAUUUCCCAAAAUUCUUUAGUAUUGAAGACUUUUUGACACCCACAAAUGGCUCCAUGAUUGCGAACUGUUCGCAACUCGUGCAUCCAGAUUGUCCGGAAAUUGUGAUUACUAGUGAUACCACUAUAUCGCAAAUACUUGCCGCCUUACAUAGCAAGGGGCAUUCGUUGUCAACACCUUGCAUCACACUGAAUCUGCUACCUUCCAAACCAGUUGAGCCAAAGGAGGAAUCUGUGAUUAAGGCUUCUGACAUUGAGCCGCUGCCAUCGCCAUUGCAACGUUUCUCAAGCCGCGGUGGUUUGUCGCUGCUGGCGCAGUAUUUGCCCACAGUGUAUCCGGACAGUGCUGGACGCAAAACGCCCACCACAUUGCCGGAGAAGGAGAAGAGUCCACCAAUGACUGACUGGGUCAAACUCGAGCCAAACGAUGAGAUAUACGAAGAUCUGGAGGAUCCCAUCACCGAACCGACAUCCAAACACACCACUAUCACGUCGGUGCCGCAACAUUCCCUCGCCGCUUUUGGACUCUUCCUGCGGCUGCCUCCUUACUCGGAUGUGCUGCUGCGCGAUAAAGUGCGUGCUCAGUGUCUACUGCGGCUGGUGCUCGGCGUGACUGGCGACGGCGAAGGAAAUGACAUUUACAGUUUGUCCGUGGCACCCUCGCUGCCAACAUUACCGUUUGAGGUAUUCCGCCAAUUGCUGGACAACUCACCGCUGACCACCGACGAUGGCAUGCUGCUGCGGCGCAUGGUCAUCGAGGUGGGCGCGAUGCAUUUAGUUUUGAACUGUUUGGGUGUCUUCACACACCAAUCGCAAAAUUAUCAAAUUGUUAGUCCACAAAAUGAGCAGUCUUCUACCAGCGGCAUUCGUACAUCGUCGAGUAACAAUGUCGACGACUCUUUGGGCACAUCUGAUGAUAAGGGUCACAUGUACUGGGCUAAGGGCACCGGAUUCGGCACGGGUUCAACGACACAGUCGUGGAAUGUGGAACAAGCGUUGUUGCGGCAAAAGAGCGAAGAGGAGCAUGUAACUGUUUUAUUGCAAGUACUCUCGAGUUAUAUAAACCCCGGCGACAAAAUACCCGCUGCUUUGCAAUCGGAUGAAAUCAUGUCGUAUCAUGAAAUCACUGAAGUAGCCGGUGAAUUGCCAUCGUUAUUUAUGGUGCUACUGCAACAGUCGUGUCUCAUUCCGGCAUUAAGUUCCUACUUGCGUAAUGAUUCCGUACUUGAUAUAACCAGACACAUUCCGCUAUAUCGCGCCAUCUUGCAAUUGCUGAGAGCACUGUCGCUCUCACCAGAACUGGUCUCACUGCUGCAGCCGUCGCCAAAUAAAAGUGAAAGCUCGCCAGCGAUUGUUGAGCUGCUUUUGAAUAUGAAAACUUGUGUAGACACAUACGCAAAACGUUUGAAGGUUAAUAAGAAGUCCAAUAUAAAGGGUCAAACGCAACAGGUGACCGUCAACAUUGACGAUGGCGAUGACGAGGGGCUUGCGCUACUCAUACCCGAUAUCCAAGAGACGACCGUUUUGGUGCAAAAGACAACCAAUGCAGAUGCGCUGGCCAAUCAGCAGCGUCUAGAUCGUGAGGCCGGCGGCAGUGGUAGUGCCAACAUUGAACGCAUACCGCAAAGCAAGUCCAUCGAGCAGCGCUAUUUGGAGGUGAUGAAGAAGCUGCAAUUCGACACCGCGGAGAUGAUUGUGGAGGCGGAGAAUAACGGUUUUCGCUUCGUCAUUUCGCAUCAUUUCGAGAAGAUGGUGCGCAUGGCGGGGGAUCGUUAUCAUCCGUCGCGUGUGAAGCGUUUGGCGCAAGAGGCGGUCACGCUUUCGACCAGCUUGCCGUUGUCAUACAGUAGCUCCGUCUUUGUACGCUGUGAUACCGAUAGACUGGAUAUUAUGAAAGUAUUGAUAACUGGGCCUGCAGACACGCCAUAUGCGAAUGGUUGCUUCGAGUUUGAUGUCUUCUUCCCGCCCGAUUAUCCCAAUCUGCCGAUGAUGAUCAAUUUGGAAACAACGGGUCGCCAUUCGGUGCGUUUCAAUCCCAACUUAUAUAAUGACGGCAAGGUUUGCUUAUCCGUGCUCAACACCUGGCACGGUCGGCCCGAAGAGAAAUGGAAUGCGCAAACGUCCAGCUUCCUGCAAGUGCUGGUCUCCAUACAGUCGUUGAUUUUAGUUCCAGAGCCAUAUUUCAAUGAGCCUGGCUUUGAGCGUAGCCGCGGUACGCCCAGUGGCACACAUUCUUCACGCGAAUACAACAGCAACAUUUACCAAGCGUGCGUACGUUGGGCGAUGCUGGAGCAAAUACGUAAUCCCAGUCCGUGCUUUAGAGAUGUGAUCCACACCCACUUUUGGCUCAAACGCAACGAGAUAUGCGCGCAAAUUGAGAAUUGGAUUGAGGAGCUAAGCAAACCGCAAUACAGUGAACGCAAUAGUCGCACCAUAUCAUUCAAUUCGAUGGUCUUACGACGCCAGUAUCGCCACUUGCGCGAAGAGCUCGCCAAACUUAAAGUGCCAGAGGGCUUGGAGGAUCUCGACACGCCAUUCAAUCCGAAUGUCAAUCUGCCGGCAAUGACUGAAACCACCAGUACUGCUAAUGCCACCAACACCAAGACGACGACGACGACCACAACAGCGGCGGCAAACGCCUCCACGACUGUGGCGCCUGCGACCGGCAGUAAACCGGGUGGCAGCGCUGACAACAACGGCAAUGGCGACAACAGCAGCCGUCAGGAGGGUGAGGAUAAGAGCGUAAAUGCGUGUAGUAGCAACAGUGAUGGCACCACCGCACCGAGCAAUAGUAGCAAUACAGUUGCUAUACAAAUGCCAGCAGCAACAGAUACCGAGUUGUUGUCCCUUGCCGAAUGGCAGAGUGUUACAGACGAAUCGGCGGCACAACCCGCGGCGGCCAUUUCGCCAUCCGCAUCUGCUGCAUCCAUGGCGUUGACAACAUUGCAGCGCCAGAGUAUGCCGGUGUCCACGGUUGAGGUUAGCAAUGAUUUUGAUAGUAUGAACGAUGCGACAAUGGUGAUGUCACCACAGCCGCCAGUUCCCACACCGGUAACCGCGAAGGUGAGCACCGUUGAGGCAGCCACAACACCCACUGCUGAGGAUGAUGACGCCGAUGAGGACAUUCAGAUCGAUGCCAGCGAAUAUAAUUACAAUGCCGAUUUGGUGCAACCGCUUUUCUACGCCGACGAUUCACAAUUUGAGAAUUCCAUUCUGGGUGAUUUCAUGGAAUAGACUUGAUAAAUAUAUAGAUGACGGUAGUCAGUUGAUGGAUGGUUCGUACUUGUAGUUGUGGCAGCGACGCCCGUUGUAUGUGCUUUAUUUCGAAUCAAUUUUAAGUAUGUGUGUGUGUUAUCCAAUUAAUUCUACUAUUAUUAAUUUUAUUAAAUCAUUUUUAUAAAAUCAAAUAAAACAGAAAUCUCUUGUUUAUAUACAAUUGUACGAUCUUAUCAAUUUGUUGCAAACAAAUGAAUUGUGUCUUUUACUUUAAAUAAACUGUAUUCAAAACUUAUUGAAACGC
Zeugodacus cucurbitae (melon fly) is the source of this 15957-nucleotide messenger RNA. It is a transcript of the gene Bruce, whose product is annotated as baculoviral IAP repeat-containing protein 6. The transcript is spliced from 41 exons. The record is from RefSeq and is a predicted model, not a curated record. Gene Ontology annotation, cellular component: nucleus. Bases 174 to 15671 code for a protein of 5165 amino acids. Gene Ontology annotation, molecular function: cysteine-type endopeptidase inhibitor activity; protein binding; ubiquitin conjugating enzyme activity. Gene Ontology annotation, biological process: negative regulation of apoptotic process; regulation of cytokinesis; apoptotic process. NCBI's taxonomy places the organism in Eukaryota, Metazoa, Arthropoda, Insecta, Diptera, Tephritidae.